Haliotis rufescens (red abalone) is the source of this 2056-nucleotide messenger RNA. RefSeq names its product BRO1 domain-containing protein BROX-like. Bases 125 to 1375 code for a protein of 416 amino acids. Lineage: Eukaryota; Metazoa; Mollusca; Gastropoda; Lepetellida; Haliotidae. The record is from RefSeq and is a predicted model, not a curated record. The transcript is spliced from 11 exons.
CCAUUAUGCGAAACGUGUGCUCUCUGUGCGUAAGUGAAACCAAAUGAUAUGCUGGAACAGGAUUGAUCCCGGCCAUUUGUGAUUACCUCCCUUUUAUCUACUUCCGUAUGCGAUCAAAACAAAAAUGGCGUACUGGUUUCAUCGAAAUCCUUUGAAGGCGACUGCCUCCGUCACUUUUGAGCUUCAUGGCGUUUCCACAAACGACCAAACCAGGAAGAUAUUUAGUGACCUGCGUAUGACUCGUAGUAAACUCCUGGAGCUACUGACAGACCCAAAUCAUGACAAGAUCGUGGUGGAGAAGGCCACGAACGACUACUUCUCCCUUCUGCUGGGGAUGUACAUGUCCUUCAAACAGGACGAGCCAGAGAACAAACUGAGGAAAAUUAUCAGAUUCAAGUGGAGCAGCACCCUCCUUGGGAAUGUUACAAUGGCCCAUAAUGAUGUGAUAUUUGAGUUUGCCUCCAUGGGAAUCAACGUGGCCCUGUGGUACACCAAACAUGCUGCUAAACUUGCUGCGAAGGAGGAUCCGGACAUGGAUGAGGCCAAGGAGGUCCACAAGUGUCUGAGGAUCGCUGCUGGUCUCUUUACUUACAUCAAGAACGACCUGGUGGGCCAGCUAUCUACAGAGGAGGAGGUGAAGGGUGCAGACAUUGACACGCGGGUGUUGGAGGCGUAUAUCAACCAGUGCACCGGGGAGGCUCAAGAAGUGACGUUAGCCCGGGCCAUCGAGAUGAAGCACAACCCCAGCCUGAUAGCCGCGCUGGCUGCGGAGACAGGGCAGAUGUACCAGAAAGCAGACGAUGCCCUGGCGAGUCUCGACGUCAAGGUGGUGGGCAAGUGGAAGAAAUAUUUUCAACUGAAAAGUAACUUCUACUUGGCUUAUGCUCACUCGUACAAUGGGGAGACCCUGCUGGCGGCAGACAAGUGUGGGGAUGCGAUACGUGGACUGAAGGAGAGUGUCACAUUGUAUGACAAGGCAUCGCUGCUGGCCAAGGAGUAUGCCACAACCAAGGGCCCCGGGACGACCGCCAGGCCAGCCGACCAUGUGUUCUUUAGACGUCUCGGACCAGUUGUGAAGAGGACACUGGAAAAGUGUGAGAGAGAAAAUGGUUUGAUAUACCACCAGAAGGUGACCUAUGACCCCCCUCAACUUGAGUUGAAGGCCACCUAUGGACUGGUCAGCCCCGAGGAUUACCAGCCCCCCUCCAUGAACCCACUAUGGAACGUGGACUCCUACAGCAAGUUUAAUGUCCAAAUGGCCCCCAAACCUGAAAAGAAAAGUGAAAAAGAAGAGAGUCUUCCUCCUGUGAAAGAAAAAGAAGUCCCGAUGUCCGACAAGGAUCCGAAGAAUGUCAGUGGAUGUGUGGUAUCAUAGGCUGCUCUGUUGUGUGUACUCUCGUUGAAGCACAGCAGUGCUGUGCAAUAGUUACCAUGGUUACUGUGUUGUCCAGAUAAUCAUUUAAAGUCGGAAACCUUGUUUUGUACUCAUAUUAUUAUGGUUUUCAUUGCUUCACAUUUCAUAUUUAGAAAAAUCACAAUUUCAGCGCGUAAUCCUAAUGGAUUUACAAAAUUCCUCAGAUUAUUCUUUGUUACUGAUUAUCCUUGAGCCUCGUGUACAUAUUGUUACCGACGUGGAGCUGUAAUUUAUGUUAUUAUUCCAUGUUUGUAUUUAAAUGACAAAGUUUCUAACGCUAUGUAAUCGGUCUUUGAUCAAGAUGUAUAUUUUGUACAUAGUCGAUGGUGUCAGACUGUACCACACUCAAGAUGUUUGUUGUGGCUACGUUAUUCUCGAAAACAAUAACGAGAUCGUAUUCUUACAAAGCUGCUUUUGUAGAUUAUUCCAAUGUUGCUUGUGCACCUUGUGAUGAUCCGUUGACCAGAAGCUUUCAAGUGGGAAGAGAUACGUUUAGUGUCUUUUUGUAUACCGUAUUCGACGUAAUAAGCGCCCCGUUCUAAUAAGCGCCCACGGCGAUAUUUGCUGAUAUAUUGCCUAGUGAACAAUCCCAAUUAGCACCCCUUACGAUUGAUCAAUGUAAACAAGACUUAUUUAUUCGUG